This is a messenger RNA of Eremomyces bilateralis CBS 781.70, 867 nucleotides long. Its product is annotated as bile acid 7-dehydroxylase 1/3. The coding region runs from base 1 to 867 and encodes 288 amino acids. The record is from RefSeq and is a predicted model, not a curated record. Lineage: Eukaryota; Fungi; Ascomycota; Dothideomycetes; Eremomycetales; Eremomycetaceae. The transcript has 4 exons. Gene Ontology annotation, molecular function: oxidoreductase activity.
AUGGCCGCAGAAGCACAAGCUCAAUCCGAACUCAAGGACUUCGGUGGUAUAUUCCGUCUCGAUGGGAAAGUUGCUGUGAUCAGUGGAGGGUCUCGAGGACUAGGUCUACACGCUGCAUCGGGUCUACUCCAAGCUGGGUGCUCCAAGGUCUUCAUCACCUCCAGAAAGGCACAAGCAUGCCAGGAGGCUUGCGAUGCUCUCAAUGCCCUUACAAACAAAGCUCCUGGAGCCAUUGCAAUCCCGGUACCGGCAGAUUCGUCCAAGGUAUCCGAAAUCGAACGCUUGGUCAAAGAGGUCGAGAAACAUACCGACCAUGUCGAUAUCCUUUUCGCCAACGCCGGUGCCACGUGGGGAGAGAAGUUCGAAACACAUCCAGAUAGUGCCUUCGCCAAGGUGAUGGAUUUGAACGUCAAGAGCGUUUUCAGCACCAUUCAAAAGUUCGCCCCUCUCCUUCAAAAGCGCGCAACAUUGGAGGAGCCAUCAAGGGCAAUUGCAACGGCAUCUGUUGCCGGUCUUCGAAUCGGUACUUUGGGCAACAACGCGACUUAUGGAUACUCGGCAAGCAAGGCCGCAGUGAUCCAUUUGAUGAACAACUUGGCGGUCGAACUUGGCCCCCGUCAUAUCCUCUGCAAUUCUCUCGCUCCUGGGUUCUUCCCUUCCAAGAUGGCAAGUGGCUUGAUGGGCCUGAUCGGGGGUGAGGAGAAGCUAGCCAAGACCAACCCGAAUGGGCGGCUGGGUCGUCCAGAGGAUAUCGCGGCGGCGGUGGUGUUCUUGAGCAGCCGAGCUGGAAGCCACGUCAACGGGGCUCAUCUCGUAAUCGAUGGUGGCGUGCACCAAGGCAGGAUUGGAGGAUUGCCGAACUUGUAG